CGGUGUCCUGGCCAUGGCCGGCCUGUCGGACCUGGAGCUGCGGCGGGAGCUGCAGGCCCUGGGCUUCCAGCCAGGACCCAUCACCGACACUACCCGGGACGUAUACCGCAAUAAGCUGCGCCGCCUGCGGGGCGAGGCCCGGCAGCGCGACCAGGAGCGGCUGCGGGAGGAAGCCGGGCCGCGGGGCGACGAGCGGCUGCGGGAGGAGGCCUGGCUGCGCGAGGAGGCGCCGCUGCGCGCCCGGCCCGCUGCGUCCCCUUCGCGGGUGGAGCCCUGGCUUUCCUCUCCGGCCUCGGGCUCGGCCUACGCGACUUCUGGGGCCUAUAGCGAUCUCGGGGUCUCCAAGGUUUCCUGGUCCGGAAGCCGCGGUCUCGCCUACUCCGCUCGCCCCGCGCAGCUCAGGCGCCGCGCCUCAGCCCGUGGCAGCUCCGAGGAGGACGAGGAUGCCCGGAUGCCCAACAGGGCCGCGCCGGGCGUAGGGCUUGGGGUCCGCCGCUGGUGGGCCGCUUCCCCGGCCCCGGCGCGGUUGCCCUCUGCCCUCUACGGCCCCGACCCGCGCCCGGGCCUGCGGGCAACAGGAGCGGUUCCUGCGGGCGCGGCACGGGCCCGGCCCGAGGUGGGGCGACGACUGGAGCGCUGCCUGUCCCGGCUCCUGCUCUGGGCCAGCCUGGGGCUGCUGCUCGUCUUCCUGGGUAUCCUCUGGGUGAAGAUGGGCAAGCCCUCGGCGCCGCAGGAGGCGGAGGACAACAUGAAGUUAUUGCCAGUGGACUGUGAGAGCAAAACAGAUGAGUUCUGUCAGGCCAAGCAGAAAGCAGCCUUGCUGGAGCAGCUGCACGAGCUAUACAACUUCCUGGCCAUCCAAGCUGGCAAUUUCGAGUGUGGAAAUCCAGAGAAGCUAAAAAGCAAAUGCAUCCCUGUUAUGGAAGCCCAGGAAUACAUAGCCAAUGUGACAGGCAGCUCCGCAGCCAAGUUUGAAGCGGCGUUGACCUGGAUCCUGAGCAGUAACAAGGACGUGGGCAUCUGGUUGAAAGGGGAGGACCCGUCCGAAUUGGUGACAACCCUAGACAAAGUGGUGUGCCUGGAGUCCUCCCGCCCCCGCAUGGGUGUCGGCUGCCGCCUGAGCCGAGCCCUGCUCACAGCGGUCACCCACGUACUUAUCUUCUUCUGGUGCUUGGCUUUCUUGUGGGGACUCCUAAUUCUCCUGAAAUACCGGUGGCGGAAGUUGGAAGAAGAAGAGCAGGCCAUGUAUGAAAUGGUGAAGAAGAUUAUAGAUGUGGUCCAGGACCAUUAUGUGGACUGGGAGCAGGACAUGGAGCGCUACCCAUAUGUGGGCAUCCUGCACGUGCGUGACACCCUGAUACCCCCGCAGAGCCGGCGGCGCAUGAAGCGGGUCUGGGACCGAGCUGUGGAGUUCCUGGCCUCCAACGAGUCUCGGAUCCAGACAGAGUCUCACCGUGUGGCUGGAGAGGAUAUGCUGGUGUGGAGAUGGACUAAACCCUCUUCCUUCUCUGACUCGGAGCGAUAA
Molecule: messenger RNA, 1525 nt
Organism: Orycteropus afer afer
Lineage: Eukaryota; Metazoa; Chordata; Mammalia; Tubulidentata; Orycteropodidae
Gene: LEMD2
Product: LEM domain nuclear envelope protein 2
Biological process (GO): nuclear envelope organization; negative regulation of BMP signaling pathway
Cellular component (GO): nuclear inner membrane
Molecular function (GO): chromatin DNA binding
Source: RefSeq, a predicted model, not a curated record